Molecule: messenger RNA, 885 nt
Organism: Benincasa hispida (wax gourd)
Lineage: Eukaryota; Viridiplantae; Streptophyta; Magnoliopsida; Cucurbitales; Cucurbitaceae
Source: RefSeq, a predicted model, not a curated record
AUGUUUGAGACCAUCGCCAAUGUGGAGACGUCAAAGGCAGCAUGGGACAAGCUCCAAUCGACUCAUAGAGGAGCCGAUCGUGUGAAAAAGGUAUGGUUGCAAACCUUAUGUGGUGAGUUUGAAUCUUUACAAAUGAAGGAGACGGAGGUGAUAGCGGAAUAUCAUACAAAAGUAAUGGUUGUCGUCAACCAAUUGAGACGGAAUGGUGAAGAAAUCAUCGAUGUUCGUGUCAUGGAGAAGGUUCUACGAAGCCUUAAUACAAAGUUCGAGAUUAUCGCCACGACGAUCGAGGAGACACAGGAUCUCGAGAACAUGACAAUUGAACAAUUUAUAGGCUCGUUACAAGCCUAUGAGGAGAAAAAGAAAAGGAGGAUGGAGCAAACAGAGACCAUUGAACAACUUCUCCAACUCAAAAUCAAAGAGGAGAAUAGUCGUGGACGUGUAAGAGGUCGUGGUGGUCAAGGCCAUGGUGGAAGAGGUGAAGCCAACACCGAUGUUUCUCAAAACUCGUCUGAAUCCUCAAGAGGAAGAGGAGGUCGAGGUCGUGGAAGACGUGGUGGAAAGUCUGGGAGAGAUAAAUCUCAGUAUUACUCAUCUCAAACAGAGUCGACUGAUCGAAAGCAUCAGGACCGAUCAACCGCUAGCACAUCAAAAACCCAUCAAGGGCAAUCCAAUUAUGCAGAGGAGAAUGAAAUCUUAUUUAUGGUUUCAAAGGGAGAAGAAGAGAGUCAAGAUAGUAUGUGGUAUCUUGACACAGGAGCCUCGAAUCAUAUGUGUGGAAAACGCGAGAUGUUUGUGGAGUUGAACGAGAUGGAGAAAGGUAAUAUUGUCUUUGGAGACAAUUCUUCGGCCGCCAUCAAAAGAAUAGGUAAAAUUCUCAUUUGA